This is a messenger RNA of Vicia faba (fava bean), 1185 nucleotides long. NCBI's taxonomy places the organism in Eukaryota, Viridiplantae, Streptophyta, Magnoliopsida, Fabales, Fabaceae. The record is from the annotation of a GenBank genome assembly.
AUGACGUACCCUCUCUCUUCCACCUUCAACAUUCCCAUAACUCGCCUCCCUUUCUUCCAUCGCACCACAAUACCGCCUUCUCGAAUUUUAUGCUUCUCAAAGAACCACAGCCUCACAAAGGACCAACCCGACGACACUUCUGCGAGGUUAACGAAGCAAUUGAAGAAUACCAAGGUUCCCAGAACUGGUGAAGUUGCUCUUAGGAGAGCCAUUCCUGCAAACUCUAACAUGAAGUCUAUACAGGAGACUCUUGAAGAUAUUUCUUAUCUCUUGAGGAUUCCACAAAGAAAACCUUAUGGAACAAUGGAGGGGAAUGUCAAGAAAGUUUUGAAGAUAGCGGUAGAUGAAAAGGAUGCUAUAUUGGCAAGUAUACCAGCAGAACUGAAGGAAAAGGCUUCUCUGGUGCAUGCAACUCUAAUAGAUGGAAAGGGGGGGUUGCAAGUUCUCCUUCAAUCUAUUAAGGAACAGGACGCGGAUAAAGUGUCAGUGAACCUUCAAUCUACACUGGAUAUUGUGGCAGAGCUAGAGACAUUACAGGCACCGGGACUAUCUUUUCUCUUGCCGGGGCAGUACAUGCAAUAUCCACGGCUUUCAGGGAGAGGAACUGUUGAGUUCAUAGUUGAGAAAGGAGAUGGAUCAACAUUUUCUCCAGUUGGUGGAGAAGAGAGAAAAACUGCCACCAUUCAGGUUGUUAUAGAUGGAUAUUCGGCUCCAUUAACUGCGGGGAAUUUUGCAAAACUGGUGAUGGAUGGAACAUAUAAUGGCAUAAAGCUCAACUGUUCCAAUCAAGCUAUUCUCUCGGAAAAUAGACUAGAUAAGAGCAGUGGUUACAGUGUUCCCUUGGAAAUAAUGCCAGCCGGACAAUUUGAGCCCCUGUAUAAAACAGCAUUAAGUGUACAGGAUGGAGAACUGCCUGUUCUGCCUCUAUCUGUUUUUGGAGCAGUUGCUAUGGCUCAUAACGAAGCCUCUGAGGAGUACUCAUCACCUUAUCAGUUUUUCUUCUAUCUCUAUGAUAAACGAAAUGCUGGCUUGGGAGGGAUAUCAUUCGAAGAAGGGCAAUUUUCAGUUUUUGGAUAUACCACCAUUGGGAGAGAUAUUCUCCCCCAGAUAAAAACCGGUGAUAUCAUUCGUUCGGCAAAGCUGAUUGAAGGCCAAGACCGCCUUGUAUUGCCAAAGGAAAGUUGA